This is a messenger RNA of Passer domesticus (house sparrow), 1464 nucleotides long. It is a transcript of the gene CA14, whose product is annotated as carbonic anhydrase 14. The record is from RefSeq and is a predicted model, not a curated record. Lineage: Eukaryota; Metazoa; Chordata; Aves; Passeriformes; Passeridae. Gene Ontology annotation, molecular function: carbonate dehydratase activity; zinc ion binding. The coding region runs from base 105 to 1139 and encodes 344 amino acids. The transcript has 11 exons. Gene Ontology annotation, biological process: one-carbon metabolic process. Gene Ontology annotation, cellular component: plasma membrane.
GGCAUGGCCCCUCCAGCCCUCCCCGUGCCCCCGGGGGGGGCCCGUCCCCCCGGGUGGGUAUUUAGGGCCGGGCCGGUGGCACCCGGCCCCCCCUGCCCCCCGCCAUGCUGAGCGUGCUGCUGCUCCUGGGGGGCCUGGCCCCCGCCCUGCCCGCUGGUCCCCACUGGACGUACGAGGGUCCCCACGGGCAGCAGCACUGGCACGAGGGGCACCCGGAGUGCGGGGGCCGGGCGCAGUCGCCCAUCGACAUCGCGACAGCGCGGGCACAGCCGGACCCGUCCCUGCCGCCGCUGCGGCCCGAGGGCUACGAGCGCCCCGAGAGCCCCGAGCUGAGCCUCGCCAACAACGGCCACACCGCCGUGCUGGCGCUGCCGCCGUCCCUGCGGCUCCGGGGGCUGCCCCGCGCCUUCGCCGCCCUCCAGCUCCACUUCCACUGGGGCCGGCCCGGGCACGCCGCCGGCGCCGAGCACCUGCUGGACGGGCACCGUGCCCCCGCCGAGAUGCACGUGGUGCACUUUGACUCGGAGCGUUUCGCCGAUGCCAGCGCGGCGCAGCAGCACCCGGGCGGGCUGGCCGUGCUCGGCGUCCUCCUGGAGGUGGGAGAUGAACCCCACCCCGCCUAUGACAACAUCCUGAGGCAUCUCGGCAGCAUCCGCUACGCAGGGCAGAGCGUGGCCAUCCCUUCCUUCAGCAUCCGGGCCCUGCUGCCCGAGCGCCUGGAGCGCUACUACCGCUACAACGGCUCCCUGACCACCCCGCCCUGCCUCCAGAGCGUCCUCUGGACCCUCUUCCCGCAGCCCGUCCGCAUCAGCCGCGCCCAGCUGGAGCAGCUCCAGGGAAGCCUUUACUCCACGGAGGAGGGCGAGCAGGAGGAGCCCCAGCUGCUGGUGGACAAUUUCCGAGCGCCGCAGGAGCUGAACCAGCGCGCGGUGCUCUCGUCCUUCCCCAGGGAGCCAGAGGGAUACUCCACAGGUGAGGUCAUCGCCAUCAUCUUCGGCGCUGUCGCCGGCUGCGUCGGCCUCUUCCUCGCCGUCCACUUUGGGGCCAAGAGGAUGCGCGCGAGGAGGGCGCAGGCACAGGACGUGGUGUUCAAGGCUUCCUCCCGCCGCUCGCCCAUGGAUGCUGGACACUCCCGCUGACCCGGGCUGGGCUGGGCUGACCCGGGCUGGGAGGGGCCGGGCUGGGCUGGGAGGGGCCGGCCCACAUCGUCCCCCAGACCCCCACCCCACAGCCCCACUGCAAAUAAAGCCUCUUCCCCCUCCUGGUGGUUCUUUGUGGGGUGGGCAUUGCUGGAUGCCCCGGGGCUGGAUUCCAUCACCCCCCAGAAACCUGGAGCAAGGUAUAAUGGGGGGAGCGACCCCUCUCCCUCCUCCCCUUCUCCCCAGCAGCCACAGUGUCUCGUGCUUUUACAAAAGGGUUUUACUUUUAAUCAAAAAAAUAAUUUACCCCCCCCUCUGCACCUCC